AUGAAGGAACUUGUAAAAGUCUUUGGAAUAUUUUUGGUAUUGUUUUAUUCUUGCGGACUUUGCACUACUUUGCUUUCGAUAAACGUCAAAAAUCAGGGGGGAGAUGUUUUUCCAGAGACUAUUGUUUCAAAUGUUACUGAAGAUACUAUUACUCUAGAGUUUCAAAGAUCUGAUGGAACUUUGGUGACACAAUUAAUUGACUUCAGAAAUCGUGGUCAAAAUCAAUUGCAAGUAUUGUGUUUUGUAAAUCACUUUUCUAAAACGGAUUUUAUAUCAUCGGACGCGAUGUCCAAGCUGAGACAAAAGAAUCCCGGAACAGUCCGAGUCGCCGAGGAAGAUCGCGGUUACACUAAUUAUACAAUGGAUUUAUUCAUAGAUAUCAGCAAGUCUUUGGUGAUAUCUAAGCACAUUUCGACAUUUUGCUCAGAAGCCGCGGAUAAAAAUGAUGGAAAAAAAGUUGUCUCUCCGUACAGAUGCGGUAUAAAAACUUGCAAGAGAUAUUAUAUAUUUACUUAUCAAGCCAAGCAGAAACAAAACUGUCUUUGGGAUGAUUGA
Molecule: messenger RNA, 555 nt
Organism: Cotesia congregata
Lineage: Eukaryota; Metazoa; Arthropoda; Insecta; Hymenoptera; Braconidae
Source: the annotation of a GenBank genome assembly